CGUUGGCUGAUCCUUCCAUAGAAAAGCAGAACAAAAGGCAAGAAGAUUGCUGCACCCUAAAACAUCCAAGUGGCUCUUCUGGCUCGGGUUAUUUUUAGCAACCUGGCUCGCACUGAGAACUUCCUGCUCUGUUCUGAGCAGAUGGAAACUCUGGGGCCAGAACAAUGUUGAUAUGAGGACAGAGCCAUCGGAAAUGACUGAUGUGGAGCUCGGGGUCGACAAUUUUGCAUCUUCAGCAAGGGCAGGCCGCCGGAAUGCCGUCCCAGACAUCCAGGGUUCAGCCGGGAUAGGCGGGACUUCCGAGUUGCCCCUCAAACUGGAGACCCUCUCCAUAAAGGAAGAUGUAAAAAAGAAAGAUGAAGGAAAAACACAAGACCAAACGGAAAAGCCCCCAAAUGAAGGAAAAUGAAGGCUCACACCAUAUCAAGAGUGCUGAAUUUCUGCAAGGUGAAAGACUUUAGUGGUUCUGCUUUCCUGAGAUGUUCGAUCUGGUAGUAACUAUGGUAACAGUGCAGCCCUAAGCAGCAUGUGUGUACUAGAUAAUUUUGUUGUGAUGCUACUCACUUGGAUUGCAACCAUGAGGUCCAAUGUAGGUCAUUAAAAGGCAGAUUACAUCCAAAUUGCACCCAAGGAAAAAAUUAAGAAUGUAUGGUCAUUUAAAUACAUAUCAUUGUCUAUAAACCCAAUAAAAAUCCACUAUUCUCUUUUAGACUUAUUUAGCCAGAUGUGAUUUGAAUUCUGCUGUUAUGGUAGUAGAUAAAACAUUUAAACCAAACAAUACUAAUAAAUGGGAUUUGGAGAAUCUUAUUGGUUUUUUUGGGAUAGAAUGCUUGUUUCUAAUUAAUUAAUUUUUUUUUGGUCCCAAACCCUAAAAAUAUUUGGAGGAAAAGUAUAAACCUGACAAUGUAAACAUCUCCAGGAUGUUUUUGUCUGAUAUACAUUGCUUCUAGUCUAUGUAUACUGUGGUUUUUCAUGUGGGCUCUUAAGAUGCAAAAUUUGUGAUAAAUUGUUUAUAUGUAAUAUGCCUAUUAAAUGAAUUUUAUUAUCUUCCUUAACUUGGGUGUGUGUAUGUUUUUAUUUAAUGUGAAUAUUGCAGAAAUACUUUAUUAGUUGCUUUAUAGUCUUUUCUUAUUCUUAGGGCUUUUGUGUAUAUAUGACUUGUUUCUAAAGUAAUUUUCUCAGGAAUGUAGACUUUAAUUUUUAUAUCUGUCCUAGGCACUUAAAUAUUUGAAGAAUGAGGUAGGUAUAAAUAACAAAAUACUUGUUUUUUAAUAUAUAUUUAAGUAUGUUUUAAAAUAAAUAAAACCAAAGCCUUAGUAAAUGUUGAUUUAUUAGACAUUUUAGAAAAAGAAUAGGAUUCUGGAUUUUUUUAAAAAUUACCAAUGAAUUAUUUUUAUUUUCAGACAUAUAUGCCUGCAGUUUUACCUUAUUUGAUUGUAACUUAGGCCAUGUCUGUAUACAGUAAUCAAAUAAACUCUUUCACUGUUAAA
Messenger RNA from Pipistrellus kuhlii (Kuhl's pipistrelle), 1490 nucleotides. RefSeq names its product cAMP-dependent protein kinase inhibitor beta (gene PKIB). Gene Ontology annotation, biological process: negative regulation of cAMP-dependent protein kinase activity. Gene Ontology annotation, cellular component: cytoplasm; nucleus. The record is from RefSeq and is a predicted model, not a curated record. The transcript has 3 exons. Lineage: Eukaryota; Metazoa; Chordata; Mammalia; Chiroptera; Vespertilionidae. The coding region runs from base 173 to 409 and encodes 78 amino acids. Gene Ontology annotation, molecular function: cAMP-dependent protein kinase inhibitor activity.